AUGUUAUGUUUUACCCGAGGAGCUGAAGCCGAGUCGUUUCCACAUGAAAACAUGAACAAUCCACAUAAAUGGGACUUCCUAGUAAUGAUUUCCAGCAGGAGGGUAUUGGAAUAUGAAAGAAUGUAUGAAGAUAGCGCACUCGAUCCACACAAGAAAAAUUGCCGGGACCUACCUACUAAAUACUUUGAAAAGUUUUCAAGUCUCAAUAUUCUUAAUGGCAAUAGAACGUGA
Arctia plantaginis is the source of this 231-nucleotide messenger RNA. The record is from the annotation of a GenBank genome assembly. Lineage: Eukaryota; Metazoa; Arthropoda; Insecta; Lepidoptera; Erebidae.